Molecule: messenger RNA, 1308 nt
Organism: Piliocolobus tephrosceles (Ugandan red Colobus)
Lineage: Eukaryota; Metazoa; Chordata; Mammalia; Primates; Cercopithecidae
Product: GATA zinc finger domain-containing protein 14-like
Exons: 2
Source: RefSeq, a predicted model, not a curated record
AACAAAAACAACAACAAAAACAACUACAAAAAUUAACAAACGACAUAAUUGAUAUAACUUAUUCAAAAGAUUUAGAAAUAAGUUCAACAAGUGGAGUUAAUAACGAGAGUUCUGAAAAUGAAGACUUAGAGUUUAGGUCUAUAAACAAUCCUAAUCCUUUUAAGUUUAGAAAGCAGUCUAACGAUUCAUUAAGUUUGUCAAAAUAUGGAAGCUUGUUUAAUCAAUAUGACGAAGCACCAGAAUCGAUGAGUAUACAAAAGAAGAUAGCACCAUCAAAUAAACACACAACAGUGGAGAGAUAUAUAAGUAAAAAUGAAGAAAACAAUAUAAAUCAUAUGAACAUGUAUUCUACGAAAAAAUAUAAUGCACAUAAUAACUUAUCAAAUAAUUAUAACUACAUUUCGAGCUUCUAUAAAAACCAAAACAAUUUAUAUAGGACUGGCGAUGCAUACCAUGAAAGGACUACUAUGAGAACUAUCAGUAGAACCAAUAACGUUCCAAAUAAUGGUUCAAAUAAUGUUACAAAUAACGUCCCAAAUAAUAGUAUUACUACUGCACCCUUUAGAACCUCCAACAUGUACAACACAUAUAAAUUAAAAUCAAACGAAGUAAGAGUAUACGGUACACAAAACUUUAAUAAAAAUAAUUCUAGUAUGUUGCUACAAAACUUACAUAGAGAAAUUUUAAGUGAUUUAUUUGGAAACGGUGAUAAACAAAAUGAUUCAACAGAUGAAGUGGUAAAUGAAAAAGAAAAUAAAAAUAACAAAAAUGUAGAAGAAUCUGAAAACGACAAAGAUAAUGUUAUUUCUUAUGGGAUGAUAGAAAAUAACCAUAGUGAAUAUCUAGACACAAAAAAAAAAACAAAAAAAAAAAAAAAAAACGAGUUAUUAAACGAUGUAUCAAUAAAUUCACAAGUAUCGGAACAAACAAUAACAAAUAAUAACAGUAAUGAUGAAAUGUUAUCAACACAUUAUAAAAAAAGAAAAAGAAAUAACACAGAUAAUGUAAACAAUACAGUAUAUAAUGAAUUAAAUAAAAAAAAAAAAAAAAAAAGUUCUGUUCAUAAUAAUAAAACAUACUUGGUUAAUGAAAGUGAUUAUGGUAGUAUAUCUGACAAAUACGGAGGCUCAAAUAGUUACGAAAGUGAAGUUUAUGACAAAUGUGCUUCUAAAAAAAAAAGCCACAAAAUCAGGAGUAGGAGUAGGAGUAGGAGUAGAAACGAAAGCCAAAGAAGAAGCGAAAGAAGAAGCGAAAGAAGAAGCGAAAGAAGAAUCGAAAGAAAAAGUGAAAGAAAAAGUGAAAGAAAAA